Messenger RNA from Eimeria mitis, 954 nucleotides. RefSeq lists its product as uncharacterized. Lineage: Eukaryota; Apicomplexa; Conoidasida; Eucoccidiorida; Eimeriidae. The transcript is spliced from 4 exons. The record is from RefSeq and is a predicted model, not a curated record. The coding region runs from base 1 to 954 and encodes 317 amino acids.
AUGAGGGGGGGAGAAAGAAACUCAUACUGCAGAAAUAACAAAUCAAUUAACAACAGCAAACACACUAACUCUAGCAGCAGCAGCAGCAGCAGCAGCAACUGCAACAGCAGCAGCAGCAGCAGCAGCAGCAGCAGCAGCAGCAGCAGCAGCAGCACAGGAUACAGCACCCCUUGCCUGUGUACACCGAAGCAGCAGCAGCACGCAUCAGCUGCAGCAGCAACAAACGCAGCAGCAGCAGCAGCAGCAGCAGCAGCAGCAACUGAGGCAGUGCUAGGAGAUACAGCAGCAGUAGCAGCAGCAGCAGCAGCAGCAGCAGCAGCAGCCGGUGAGUUCGCUGCAGUUGCUGCUGCAGCAGAAACCCCAGCAGCAGCAGAUCAGCACAGGCAGCUGCUGCUGCUGCUGACCUCCUCUUUCACUGCUGCAGCAGCAGCAACAAAAACAGCAGCAGCAGCAGCAACAGCAACAUCAUCAUCAUCACCAGCAGCAGCAGCAGCAACACCAGCAGCAGCAGCAGCAGCAGCAGCAGCAGCAGCAGCAAAAGUUGCUGUAGAUGCAAGUCGAAGCAGCUGCUUCCUCCCCUUCAUGCCUCCGCGUCUCAGACCCCAGCAGCAGCAGCAAGAGCAGCAAGAAGAGGAGCAGCAGACACAGCAGCAGCAAACCCAGCAACUGCAGCAGCAGCAGCAGGAACAAAUACAACAGUAUGACCCCCAGCAGCAGCAGCAGCAGCAGCAGCAGCAGCAGCAGCAGUUGCUGCUGCUGCUGCAGCAGCAACCACUGGUGAGCUGCUGCAGCUGCUGCUGCUGCUCUUCUUCUGUUUGCUGCCAGCAGCAAAACACUCAUCGCGCAGCAGGCAUCCCGUUGCUGCUGGAGGAGACCUGGGAUAUCGUUGCUGCUGCUGCUGCUGCUGCAGCAGCAACCACUGGUCACGGUGCGUGUCUGCGGUGUCUUCGUUGA